GUAGUCAUGCAUCUGGGGGUUUACGAGUUGUAUGCCUCUUCGUUUAUAUUAUAGAUUAUGACUGAAUUUCGGUGUCUUCUAAUCAAGCUAAUGAAUUAUGAUUUUCAAAAGGUUUUAGUUUAUGUGUAGUUAAGUAAAAACAGUUGGGAUGGAUAGAAAAUGACAUAUUUUUCAUUGAUGUAAAGUGUUAUUAACACUUUUUAGUUAUCGUUAAUUUUCGUUCUUCCUUCCUGUGAAACCCAUUAUGUACGUAGAGGUUUAUCAACAUCCCAAGCAUUUAUAAACAUCGCUUAAUUUCCAAACGGCAUCACAAAAUAUACGAGCCAUGAAUGCUUCUGCCUUAAACAACACCCAAAGUUUCAGGAGAUCUAUGCCAUUUACCUUGGAGACAUUAUCAGAAAGGAGAGUUCUUAUAAACAUUCCGUCUAUAAUAUAUACAUUUAUAUUACUGUUUAUCGGCAUACCAGGCAAUGCAACUGUCUUCUACAUCUACCUUACAAGAUGGAAGAAAAGUUCUACACGUGUAUUUAUCAUUGCCCUGGCAAUACUGGAUUUCACCAACUGUACAUUAACAUUCCCAUUUGAGUUAGCACAUAUGUUCAACCCAUUUACAUUUGAUUUUCCUGUAUUGUGUAAGAUAUUUCGGUUCACUACUUACACAUGUAAUAGUGGCGGGGCUUUGUUGCUGAUUGCUAUUGCCGUAGACCGCCACAUGAGGAUUUGUAAACCGUAUAAAAAGCCAAUGAACCCAAAGACAGCCAAACUAGUAUCAAUCGUAAUUGUUGUGACUUCUGUCGCCACGUGCUGGCCUUCUCUAAUAAUAUACGGCAUAGAAGUUCGGCCCAUUACACCAACGAUUCAACUGAAAUUCUGCUUAAUUGAAACUGGAUAUCGUGACACGCAAUACCCAUUGGCAUAUCUUCUUGUUCAGUGCGCAUGUACUAUAGUUAUAUUUAUAGUUUUAGUCGUCAUAUAUUCAAUUAUUGGCGCCCAAGUAUGCCGUCGUUGGAAGUUCAGGACAACAUCAUUAAAGUCCGUGGGCGAGGGUGACGAUGGAGUUAUUGCUGACAUUUCGUCUCAUUGCAAUGAUAAAGAUGAUAGCGUAUGGAAAGAUGAAGAAAAGGAUAAUAAUUCCUCCAUUUUAAAUGAAAAUGAGCAUAAUCUGAAACCGGAUGCUGUAAAAGUGCCAUAUUUAUCCCAAUCAUCAACAAUGCUAAAGAAGAAAAAAGUUUUUGACUCCCGCGCGAUACGUAUCGGAAAAACAACAAUCAUGUUAUUUGUCGUUACCAUUGCAUACAUUCUUUGUUUCUCACCAUUCUUGGGGUUAGCAAGCCAUCGAUCGAUUUACCCAGAACGAUGGCUAAAUCUAUCUCAGGCCGGAGAAACACUUUAUCAAUUUUUCUUGCGAUCCUACUUGGCCAACUGUGCUAUCAAUCCAAUCAUAUACUCUUACUUCAACCGGAUAUUUAGACAGGAGUGUGUCAAGUUCUACCGGAAACUUUUUUGUACAAAACAAAACGUUUACCGACCUUAACAUGCUUAAUAAUAUGAUGAUGGGUUAUGUACAAAACAUUCUGACGUUUUAAUUUUAUGCGCAUUUGUACGAAAUUUCCAACUUCUGACGUUGAUGUUUGUGUUUGUGUGUCUGUAAAUGACCUUGAACUUCAGUAAAAAUAACACAAACACGGGCAGAUGUGUUUUGCUUAUAAACACAUUUGUUUACAAUGGUGGUAAACAGAACUGCAAAUAAGUUAUUAAGGAGCUAUUUAUGAAACAGGAGGCAAAUAGUUACAACCUAAUGUUGCCGAGUUCGUUGAUUUAUUUUAUUGGUUGUAUAAAUUGUAUAAAUAUUUCAAACAAGUCUGAGAAAGACAAAACCUUUAUCUUGGAUAUCGAUGAAAUAGCUGCCACGGAGUCUCAGUAUUUUUUCAGUGAUAGUUACUGUAAGAAGAAACUAGACGAGCAUUGAGGUGACUGUUAAAGGGGAAACGUCCGGUUAUCAAGAAAACAAUGAAAAAAACAUUAAAAAACAGAAUUAAAAUACUUAGUAUGAAAGCUAAGGUUUAUAUAUUUGACUAUUUUAAAAACAUGUCAUUUUCUGCAGGCACCAAUGAUUACAAAUAUUCAUUUGUAAACAUUAUGUGGUAGAAUGUCAAGACUGUAAGAUUUUGAACAAACGAUGUUGUCUUAUAAUGGUAUUUUGAUAGAAUUUAAAAAGAUUAAUUUUCAUUUGAUCUUUUCCAAAAGAUUGAUUUUGAUAAUAAAUAAAAACUAGACAACUAA
Mytilus californianus (California mussel) is the source of this 2283-nucleotide messenger RNA. RefSeq names its product alpha-2A adrenergic receptor-like. Bases 326 to 1534 code for a protein of 402 amino acids. The transcript is spliced from 2 exons. Gene Ontology annotation, cellular component: membrane. The record is from RefSeq and is a predicted model, not a curated record. Gene Ontology annotation, biological process: neuropeptide signaling pathway. Gene Ontology annotation, molecular function: neuropeptide receptor activity. NCBI's taxonomy places the organism in Eukaryota, Metazoa, Mollusca, Bivalvia, Mytilida, Mytilidae.